AUGUUCAGUGGUGAAGUUUUUCCCGAAAGCUGCGUUGCAUACGAGCUAUACCCGUGUUUUCCGGAGAAUAAUGCAAUCCACGAUGUAUUGAAAGCAACCGUGGAGGAAUGUGGAAAGCUGUGUGGGACCGAUGUCGCCAAUUAUCUUUGGCAUUACGAUGACUGGACCUUACAUCCCCAACUCAUCGGCAAAGGAGAAGGCUCGUUUAUAAAUGAAUAUCCCGGACCUCUCAGUGAUUUCGUUCCUCAUCUAGAAGGAAUGCUGUGCUUCGGAGAUAACGUAGAAGAUGAAUGGUUCGUCACGUGGUUGCUUUUUAAGCUGACGAAGAUGAUUCCAGGCUUGAUUGCGAGACGAAUCGCGCUAUUCCAGUCCAGUCCGGAACUGGGUCAGCCUGUCUGGAAUGAGGAAGUUCGCGUGCUGGGAAACACAGGACGGUCUAUUUCGGCUGGCCGAAGAGAAAGGGCGUCGCUGAAGGGGUGUUCGCUGUUGGGUGUAAUUUUCUCGGUGGGGACUGAGGGAAUUAUUUGCUUCGGGCCUGGGGGUAGAAACUAG
This is a messenger RNA of Notodromas monacha, 552 nucleotides long. NCBI's taxonomy places the organism in Eukaryota, Metazoa, Arthropoda, Ostracoda, Podocopida, Cyprididae. The record is from the annotation of a GenBank genome assembly.